Messenger RNA from Prunus mume (Japanese apricot), 2301 nucleotides. It is a transcript of the gene TCP8, whose product is annotated as TCP family transcription factor. Gene Ontology annotation, cellular component: nucleus. Gene Ontology annotation, molecular function: DNA-binding transcription factor activity; sequence-specific DNA binding. The record is from RefSeq and is a predicted model, not a curated record. Lineage: Eukaryota; Viridiplantae; Streptophyta; Magnoliopsida; Rosales; Rosaceae.
AAAAAAAAAGAGUUUUAUUGGGAAUGACUGGUAAGUUAGAGAGAGAGCAAGAGCCUAGCUAGCAAGAGAGAGAGAGAGAUGGGGUUGAUCAAUCAGACAGCAGCUGCUUAAAACCCAAGAAAACCCAAAGAAACAUAAAAAUAAAAAAGAUAUCCCUCCAAACCCCCCACCCUUCCCCACCAAAUGGACUUAUCAAAUUUCCAAAGCACCAACAACAACAAGAAGCAGCAGCAGCAGCAGCAGCAACAGAGCAACACUAGUAACAACAACACAAGUCAUCACCAGCUCCACCAGCACCUUCUUCAUCCUCAUCCUCAUCAUCAUCAUCAACAGCAACCAAAACAGCAACAGUCCUCACCUUCUUCCCAGUUUGUGGUCCCCUUUGAUGGCAGCAGAUCUUCUUCUGGAGCAGGAGGAGGAGGAGGAGGAGGGGGCCCCCCUUUCAUGGGCUCCAUCUCAAUUCAAGCUGGCCUCACCUCUACUCAUACACCGACAACAACUUCUGCUACUGUUUCUGCACAACCACCAGCUCCUUCCUCCUCUUCUUUGUCUUCUUCCUCCUCCUCCUCUCCCUCCUCCACCUCCACCUCCACCGCUCCUCCUCCCCACUUGGUCGACGCCUCCCUCGCCAUCGCCACCAGAUCCGACUCCCACCCCUCAACCCGACCAGCCCCGCUCCUCGACUCCGCCAAGAAAAACCAAAUUCAUCAGCAGCAAUUGACAAUUUCACCCACCAGUACUACUACUGCGACACCACCAGCACCACCAGCCGCAGCAGCAGCAACCCAAGUAGUGAAACGAUCCACCAAGGAUCGGCACACGAAAGUCGAAGGCCGAGGCCGCCGCAUACGAAUGCCGGCCACCUGCGCCGCCAGAGUCUUCCAGUUGACGAGAGAAUUGAGCCACAAGUCCGACGGCGAGACAAUCGAGUGGCUCCUCCAGCAAGCCGAGCCUGCGAUCAUCGCCGCCACCGGAACGGGGACCAUCCCGGCCAAUUUCUCCAGUUUGAACAUAUCCCUGCGUAGCAGCGGAUCAACGCUCUCCGCUCCGCCUUCCAAGUCCGCCUCUCAUUCCUUUCCCGGCGCCUUGGCUCUUGCCCAUCACCCUCACUACGACGAGGGUUUUCCCCAUUCGGGUUUGUUGGGGUUUCAUCAACAGCAGCAUCAUCACCAUCAUCAUCAGCAGCAUCAGUCUCCUCUUAUGACCGCGGAUCAAAUUGCAGAAGCGCUUCCAAGCGGCGGCGGAGACAGCGGCGGUGGAGACUCUACCGACAGUUAUAUGAGAAAGCGCUUCAGAGAAGAUCUGUUCAAGGAUGAUAAUCAAGGGCGAGGCGAAGGCGGCGGAGGCAGCAGCGGAGGAGGAGGGUCGCCGUCUGGGAAUAAGGCUUUUAAGAGCAGCGGAGGCUUACAAUUGCAAAAACAACAACAGGGGUCGGAGGGGGAGGCAGGACCUUCAGGGCUGCUGAGGCCAACUUCGAAUAUCCUGCCACCCACUGCCAUGUGGGCAGUGGCACCCGCCCCGAACAGCGGUGCUGCUGGCAGCACAUUCUGGAUGCUGCCAGUAACCGCUGGUGCUGGUGGGCCCUCAAUGCCCACCGGGACGUCCGGCGCUGGUCCUUCCGAGGCUGCACAGAUGUGGACGUUUCCGUCCGCACCUGCCAGUCACGGGAGUACAUUGCAAGCGCCAUUGCAUUUCAUGCCGAGGUUUAACCUUCCAAGCAGUCUUGAAUUCCAGCAAGCCGGCAGCCGAGGGAGCCCUCUCCAAUUGGGUUCCAUGCUAAUGCAGCAACAGCCAUCACAGCAUCUUGGGCUUGGAGUCGCCGACUCGAAUUUAGGCAUGUUGGCUGCUCUGAAUGCUUCUUACUCUAGAGGUGGUUUGAAUAUGAAUUCUGAGCACCACCAGCAGAAUCAUCCAUUGGAUCAUCAUCAUCAACAACAACAACACCAGCCUCAAACUACUGAUAGUGGAGAUGAGGCCCCAAAUAGUUCUCAAUGACAUAAAUAUUGAUUUGGAAGUUGAAUUUGAGAUGAUGGGUUGAGAGUGCUUGAAAAUUUCCAUGGGAUAUGGUCAUGUCAUCUGAUGAAAAAGAUAGGUUUCCUAGUUCUCAUUUGUAGCAUUGUUCAGUUUGAAUUUCUUCAAUUUAUUUUCUAGAUUGGUGUGGAGAAAAACCCCAAGAUUAGUAUGUAAUUUGUUAGUGAAUUUGGUCCAAAGGGACUCAAAGGGAACAGGCAGAGUGAAAUUGUAUAGGAGGAUAUUUGUGUUGAGUGUUUUUUUUUAUAUAAAAUAUUUGUUUUGUUUGUA